Messenger RNA from Hippoglossus stenolepis (Pacific halibut), 836 nucleotides. Its product is annotated as dual specificity protein phosphatase 18. The coding region runs from base 130 to 675 and encodes 181 amino acids. The transcript has a single exon. NCBI's taxonomy places the organism in Eukaryota, Metazoa, Chordata, Actinopteri, Pleuronectiformes, Pleuronectidae. The record is from RefSeq and is a predicted model, not a curated record. Gene Ontology annotation, biological process: protein dephosphorylation. Gene Ontology annotation, molecular function: MAP kinase tyrosine/serine/threonine phosphatase activity.
AGGUUUGUCCGUCCUGACUUGCCCUACCAGUGCCAGGCCGUCCCGCGCAGUUUCACCAGAGCGUCGGUGGAUCUACAGACCGUCUACAAUAGACUGUGUGGGUGGAUCCCAUGCGGUGGAUCUGUGUGUAUGAGUCCGUCUGGUCCUGCAGGUCUGUCCGGCCUGUGUCAGGUCACCGAGCAUCUCUACCUCAGUAAUGGCCGAGCGGCCCGAGACGCCGCUCAGGUCAGUCGCUGUAAAAUCUCUUGUAUCAUCAGUGUUACAGAGACGAGGUGGAGCUGUCCUCCUGCCGCCGGGGUGGAGCACAUCCACAUCCCGCUGUCCGACUCCCCGGGGUCCCCUCUCAUCGAUCACUUCGACCGGGUGUCGGACAUCAUCCAGCGGACUGCAGAGGGCGGGGGCCGCACGCUGGUGCACUGUAACGCGGGUGUGAGCCGCUCCUCCGCGCUGUGCAUCGCCUUCCUGAUGCGACACGGCGGCCUCUCUCUCCUGGAGGCCCACGGCACCGUGAGGACCUCCAGACCCAUGGUGAGGCCGAACAUGGGCUUCUGGAAGCAGCUCAUCCGCUAUGAGAUGGUGCUUCGUGGGUGCAACUCCGUCCGAAUGGUGCCCUCGUCCAUCGGAGAGAUACCAGACAUUUACGAAGAAGAGUCCAGGAAUAUGACGGCACUGUGAGGACCUAUUGUGUGUGUAAAAAUCUGUACAUAUACUGUGUGGGUGUGUGUGUGUGUUUGUGUGGGUGUGUGUGUGUGUGGAAAAAAAACACAGCACAUAAACAAUGUUUUACAACUUUCAGAAUGAUGUUCUAUUAAAACCAACACAUACUCGUAAAAAGA